Molecule: messenger RNA, 1065 nt
Organism: Planococcus citri (citrus mealybug)
Lineage: Eukaryota; Metazoa; Arthropoda; Insecta; Hemiptera; Pseudococcidae
Product: sex peptide receptor-related protein 2-like
Exons: 4
Coding region: 1-1065 (354 amino acids)
Biological process (GO): G protein-coupled receptor signaling pathway
Cellular component (GO): plasma membrane
Molecular function (GO): G protein-coupled peptide receptor activity
Source: RefSeq, a predicted model, not a curated record
AUGACGAUUGACGAACCGUACUGUGCAGGCGCAUUAACUGAAAUUGGCGAAUAUUACAGGAAUAAUGUAUACAAGUAUGUCAGCAUACCAAUAUGCUUCGCAGGCGUGAUUUUCAACUUACUCAACGUAUUGGUAUUCACAAGGAAAACGAUGAUUUCGCCACCGAACCUGAUACUCGCUCAUUUAGCUUUCGUAGAUUUUCUAUGGUUACUAGCUUUUAUUCCACAAACUUGGCUGCAUUACGUUUUGCGGGAAAGUGACUUUGAUUGUAGUCAAAGUUACGCAUGUGUAGUAUUAGAAACCUGUGGCGAUACUUUUAUGGUCACUUUUCAGUUCAUAUCAGCAUUUUUGACAGUGCAGUUGGCUGCAUGGAGAUACAUAGCUGUAGUACAUCCGUUGAAGGAAAAACACUGGUGCAGCAGAAAAAUUACUAGUAAUUUAGUGCUUGCAAGUUACAUAUUAUGCGUUUCAUUGUAUCCAGUAUCGAUAUAUUUGUCGCUUCAUGUUACAACGAGCAACGAAAAUCAAACGACGACUUUUUACAUGGAAAUAGACGAACAAAGUCCGAUUCACUUCUCCACAGUGUUUGCUAUACAAGGGCUAGUGUUCAGAUUAUUGCCAACUAUUCUGCUAACGGGGAUCACUCUUAAACUAGUAGUUCAUUUAUUGAAAAGGAAAUACCAUCAAGAGCAAUUAACUCAAUCCGCAAUCGUUCGCAAUAGCACGAAAAACAGUAAAAUGAGACAACAAACAAAUAGGUCAACAGCGAUAUUAUUAACAGUUGUGGCAUUAUACUUCAUAGCCGAAUUUCCGAAGGGAAUAAUGGCUGUACUGCACGGAGCUUACAAGCGAGAUUCGGACUACAGCUGUUACUAUUCACUGUUGGAGGUAUUUAUUGUUAACUUGAUUUGGUAUAAUAACGCGUAUCAUAAUCCUCAAGUUAUUCUAUCUAAUAAAUUCUAUUCUAUACCAUUACACCCUGUACAACAAAGGUAUAAGCAUUGCAAUGCUCAUAUUCCAUAUUUUCUCACUGCUGUGUACCAAAUAACCAAAAAACCUGUAUAG